AUGAAUCGAAGUUAUUUUCAACAGUUCGAGUGUCCCUCGACCAGAAAUAAUAAGAUAUGUGAUAAUCCUGACUGUAUGUUUUCCCAUCGACCAAUUCAGUCUAACAUAGCUGACACGAAAUCCAACAGUCAAACCAAAGAAUCGACUCAACCAAACCGUUCAUCUGCAACUCCUAUAGAUUUAACUAAGGAAGGUAAUACGAAUAAUAUACCAACCAUAGAUUUAACAGUGGAAAGUGAGGAGGAAUACGAGCCUCUGGUCAAUGUUGUUGUUUCAAGGAAGGAUAUCGAGAAACCAACUAUCAUUAGUCCUCACCUGGUCAGCAGUACACCUUUAGGAGAGGAGGUCAACCCGUCAGUUCCAAGACCAGAUGGAGUUAUAAGUCAUAGCAUUCAAACUAGACCGACCGCUGCGAACUAUAAUUCCGAGUUUGAUGAUUUACAGAUUCUUAGUUCAACUGACAAAGCAAAGCCCCGAACUACCUAUUACCAACGAUCGACAUCAGAAGGAAUAACCCUUCCCGAAGGGAAGCCACCAAUCCCUCUGCCAGUCGCAUCUGCCCAAGGUUCUAUCAAUAAUGUGACUCCUUCGACAACGAAACCAACAAUUCAAGUUAUACAUGGUGGUCCACCAAAACCAGCGAUAGAUUUUAGAUCACCCGAAGUAAUUAAUAUUUUAAUCAGGGCGGCGGAAAAAGACCAAGCAGUGAAUGAGUUGAUGAAUCUGGUUGCGACUGGACGUGCAACCAAAGAAGAUAUGAAUAGACUUAAGGAGAUCAUAUUACUAGAAAAACAAGCGGAGCCAUCUGUGUCAAUAACCAGGUCUGAGAAACCAAUUAGAAAUAAGAAAGAAGAUAAUAUGUCUUUGUUAAAGAAGAAAAAGGCUGAAGAUGUUGACAAUCCAGCUCUAAAGAAGCAAAGGGCCGAAGUUCUUGACCAUCCAGCUCCAAAGAAGCAAAGGGCCGAAGUUCUUGACAAUCCACAUCCAAAGAAGAGAACCGCCGAAGUUCUUGACAAUCCACCUCCAAAGAAGCAAAUGGCUUCGCCAAUACCCAAGAAGCAAGAUGAAAUGACGCCAGUGGAGACCAAGACAGAAGAUUCUUCUAGCGCAUGGGAAAUUUUUAGGAGAGAAAGAGAAGGUCUUUACAAUCUUCCUUCAAAGAAGCAAAAAAUUAUACCGUCUGACCAAAAAGAAAACGAUAACAAGUCAACUGAACCUGAAGCUACUGAAGAUCCCAAAUAUAUUACACCAAAACAAGUUAAGAAUAAUCCUGCCACCAUUCAAGUCCGUAAGCAAUUUAUAGAAAUGAUUGUUACAACAUUGCUUAAAAAGGAUCCGACAAUCAAGCUUCCGAAAACGAAAGCAAUUGAAUAUGAAUUUGAUCUUGCUCAAAAAGCUACCUCGGGAACAUAUACAGUGUUAAUGAAGCAAUUAAUUCAUCGUCUUUCUAAGGCAGAGAAACCCACGGCAAGCCAAGAGAAUACUUCACGGAAACACGGUGAUUUAGACAAAUGGAUUAUUCCGGUGCAAAAACUUGAAAAGUUCGGAUAUAUCAUGAAGAAACCCGAACCAUCGACCGAAAAGCCGUUUAUAAGGACAUGUGUAAGAUGUCGAUCUCAGUUCAGGGCGGAUCAACAAUCUAAUAAUACAAUAUGUAAUUAUCAUCUGGGGAAAAUAAUGAAAAAUGAUAGAAAUGAAAGAGUAUAUGAAUGUUGUUUGGGUAAUGAAAAUGAAUCUUAUUGUGAAACGGCCAAGCAUCAUGUAUUUAUACUAGAUACACCAGAAUUAAAGCAUGCAUUUAUACCGUAUCAAUUCACCCGAGAUAUCUUUAAGAAAAAGAGCCAGUAUAUUGCCCUUGGACUUGAUUGUGAAAUGGGAUAUACUACCAAUGGAUUCGAAUUAUUGAGAAUAACUGCAGUAGAUUAUUUUACGACCAAGAUUGUAUUGGAUGUUUAUGUGAAUCCAAAGGGAAGAGUAGUUGAUUUUAAUACUAAAUUUUCCGGGAUUUCAGAAUUAACUGAUGAUUUUGUACUGUUUGAAGAACUGAUUAAGAAGUUAGGUGAAGUAAUGGAUGCAAACACGAUUCUUAUAGGACAUGGAUUAGAGAAUGAUUUGAAUGCGUUGAGAUUAAUUCAUGAAAAUGUCAUUGAUACUGCGAUUUUGUUUCCAAAAUAUGAAGCAAGUCCGAAGUUUAGAUGGAGUCUUAAGAGAUUGGCAUUUAAAUAUUUAAGUCGAAAUAUUCAGACUGGUGAACAUGAUAGUACAGAAGAUGCAAUUGCUGCAAUUGAUAUUGUCAAACAUUUUGCUGCAAGAUGA
Molecule: messenger RNA, 2316 nt
Organism: Hemisphaericaspora subhashii
Lineage: Eukaryota; Fungi; Ascomycota; Pichiomycetes; Serinales; Debaryomycetaceae
Gene: REX3
Product: RNA exonuclease
Exons: 1
Coding region: 1-2316 (771 amino acids)
Cellular component (GO): nucleus
Molecular function (GO): exonuclease activity; nucleic acid binding
Source: RefSeq, a predicted model, not a curated record